This is a messenger RNA of Eublepharis macularius, 1239 nucleotides long. RefSeq names its product proton-coupled zinc antiporter SLC30A1-like. Gene Ontology annotation, cellular component: Golgi apparatus; membrane; endoplasmic reticulum. Gene Ontology annotation, biological process: intracellular zinc ion homeostasis; detoxification of zinc ion; zinc ion transmembrane transport. Lineage: Eukaryota; Metazoa; Chordata; Lepidosauria; Squamata; Eublepharidae. Bases 1 to 1239 code for a protein of 412 amino acids. The record is from RefSeq and is a predicted model, not a curated record. The transcript has 2 exons. Gene Ontology annotation, molecular function: zinc ion transmembrane transporter activity; calcium channel inhibitor activity.
AUGGGAUUCUGGACCAGUGUGGGGUCCCGAUGGACUGUAGGAUCAACAGGUUGGCCGGCCAGUCAGUUCUGUCUCUCCAUCUCCCUCUUUGUGGUGGAGGUGGUCGCAAGCCGGGCCACUGGUUCCCUCCUCUUGCUUUCUUGUGCCUUCCACACCCUGGCAGGCGCCUUGGCAUUAGGGGUGGCCUUGGCUGAUGUCUGGCUGGCCGCUGGAGGAUGCCCCAGCGAGAGGAACACCUUUGGAUGGGCACGGGCCCAAGUAGCAGGCACCGUGAUCAGCACUGUGUUCUUGAGUUCCCUGAGCCUGGCUCUCGUGCCUGAGGCAUUCCGCAGGGUAGCUGAACCACAAGUCACAGAGCACACCCUCGUGCUUAUGGGCAUCGGGGCAGUGGCGAUCCCCAUUCAUCUGGCCAGGGCAGGGUUGCAUGAAAGACACCAUCCAGCCCCAAGCCCAAGACCCUGCUGCAGCAGAAAAACCAAACGCACUGACAGCUCUGCCCAGGAAAUGGAAGAUCUUCUGGAGAACGAAUCCUCACCCAAGUGUCAGCCCUGGCUAGAGGAGCCUGGCAGAGAUCCAAACCCUGAGUCGUCUGAGGACAAGCUUGGACCGUGGCAAGCUCUCUGCUGUGGCUGGAUGGUGCCCUGUCUGGGACCUGUGGCUGUCCUUUUGUAUUCGAUUGUUCUUCAUAUGAUGUGGACUCCAUGUCUGAGUCACACACCCUGCUUCAGGCACUGCACUGGAGCCCUGUGUUGGUCCUCAUCUGCCUCUCAGUCAUUGCAACAAGCACAGGUCACUUGCUGGCUGCUGCACCUGGAUCCCGGACUCGCUGUGGCCGUGGCUCUAGCCCUGUUGUUCUUGGUGUGGCCAGUCUUCCGUGGCUCUGCCAUGGUGCUCCUGCAGGCCAUUCCAGAGGACCUGGACUUACAGCUGCUGGAGCUGCAUCUGCGUGCCACGGAAGGCGUGGCAGCCGUGCGGGAGCUCCACGUUUGGCAGCUGGAUGGCCCAGGCAGUUUGGUGGCCACAGCCCAGGUAUACUGCUUUGACAUUGCUGCCUAUGAGGCUGUGAUGGACCGGGUCCAGCAGGUGUUCUGUGAGCACGGCAUCCACGCAGCCACGGUGCAGCCGGAGCUGGGUGCUUACUGGGAUGAGGAAUGCCACAGAGGGGGCAGCCAGGCCCCACACGAGAGGUACCUGGCUCCUGGGUCGAAAGUAAUGACAGAGUAUGAGACCACAGUCUGA